Vanderwaltozyma polyspora DSM 70294 is the source of this 4461-nucleotide messenger RNA. RefSeq names its product pleiotropic drug resistance family ABC transporter. Lineage: Eukaryota; Fungi; Ascomycota; Saccharomycetes; Saccharomycetales; Saccharomycetaceae. Gene Ontology annotation, cellular component: membrane. Gene Ontology annotation, biological process: transmembrane transport. The coding region runs from base 1 to 4461 and encodes 1486 amino acids. The transcript is spliced from 2 exons. The record is from RefSeq and is a predicted model, not a curated record. Gene Ontology annotation, molecular function: ATP hydrolysis activity; ATP binding; ABC-type transporter activity.
AUGUCUCAAGAUACCGAUUUCUCAGUAUCUUCAGAUAGUCAAUCUAUCGCUUCUAAAGAUCAAAGCUUCUCUGGUGCAGAUAUAGCCAACCCUCAUAACCGAAAUGGUGAUAAUAACAGCAGUUUACACAUUUCUACCCGCAGGGCUUCAAUGGUCAUGUCAGAUGAUGUAAAGUCUCAAGUCGAAUGUUUGGCAAAAACUUUAUCAAGACAUACCACAAGAGAUGGCCCAGUUAAAGAUAUAUUCGAAAAUAUAGAAGCCUCUCUAGACUCAGAUGCCUUCGAUGCAAAGGCUAUAUUCACAUCGUUCGUCAAUGGUGCAAAUGAACAAGGUAUUCAUUUACGUAAAGCUGGUGUAAUACUAGAAGAUAUCUCCGCCGAAGGUACUGAUGCCUCUGCUUUGGAAGGUCAAACUUUUGGUGAUAUUUUAUCUUUGCCUUACACCAUAUAUAAAGCAAUUAAAACUAAAAGACAAAGUAAAAUGAGAAAGAUUUUACAAAACAUAAACUGUUUAGCCGAACCUGGUGAAAUGGUAUUGGUAUUAGGUAGACCUGGUGCAGGUUGUUCCUCUUUUCUAAAAGUUACCGCUGGUGAAAUAGAUCAAUUUGCUGGUGGUGUCAAAGGUGACGUUUCCUAUGAUGGUAUUUACCAAGAUGAAAUGAUGAAAAAUUAUAAAUCAGAUGUCAUUUAUAAUGGUGAAUUAGAUGUCCAUUUCCCUUAUCUAACCGUCAAGCAAACUUUGGAUUUCGCAAUUGCCUGUAAAACUCCUGCAAAAAGAGUCGAUGAUGUCUCGAGGGCUGAGUACAUAGCAGCUACAAGAGAUCUAUUUGCAACCAUUUUCGGUUUAAGACAUACUUAUAAUACUAAAGUUGGUAACGAUUUUGUUAGAGGUGUCUCAGGUGGUGAAAGAAAGCGUGUUUCCAUUGCUGAAGCCUUGGCUGCAAGAGGUACCAUUUACUGUUGGGAUAACGCUACUAGAGGUUUAGAUGCCUCUACUGCUUUAGAAUACGCCCAAGCUAUUAGAAUCAUGACCAACCUACUAGAAUCAACUGCAUUUGUCACUAUUUAUCAAGCUUCUGAAAAUAUCUACGAAUGUUUCGAUAAAGUUGUAGUAUUGUUUGCAGGUAGACAGAUUUAUUAUGGUAAAAUCAAUGAUGCAAAGGAUUAUUUUGCUAGAAUGGGUUAUAUAUGUCCAUCAAGACAGUCUACUGCAGAGUUCUUAACGGCUUUAACUGAUGUAAACGGUUUGCAUAUCAUCAAAGAGGGUUACGAACAUAAGGUACCAAGGACUGCAGAGGAAUUCGAACAUCAAUGGUUAAAUUCUCCAGAAUUCCAACAAUUACAACAAGAUAUCCAAGAUUAUAAAGAUAGAGUAGAUGCCGAAAAAACAAGAGAAUUAUACCAACAGUCAAUGAAUCAAGAAAAAUCAAAAUACUCAAGAAAGAAAUCGUAUUUUACCGUUUCAUAUCCUGAACAAGUUAAACUUUGUGUUCAACGUGGGUUCCAAAGAAUUUACGGUGAUAAAACGUCAACUAUUAUCAACACUGUUGCAGCUAUCGUCCAGGCUUUUGUCACAGGGUCCUUAUAUUACAAUUCGCCAUCAACUACUAAUGGUGCCUUCUCAAGAGGUGGUGUGUUGUAUUUUGCAUUAUUAUAUUAUUCAUUGUUAGGUUUAGCCAAUAUUUCCUUUGACCAUCGUCCUAUUUUACAAAAGCAUAAAGGGUACUCACUAUAUCACCCUUCAGCAGAAGCAUUAGCAAGUACCAUUUCUGCAAUGCCUUUCAGAUUAAUCGGUAUUACAUGUUUCCUAAUCAUUCUAUUCUUUUUGUCUGGUUUACAUAGAACUGCAAGCACUUUCUUCAUCGUCUACCUAUUCUUGAUUAUGUGUGCUGAGGCCAUUAAUGGUUUAUUCGAAAUGAUUUCCUCUGGUUGUGACAACAUCGCCCAAGCUAACUCUAUUUGUGGUAUUUUAAUGUUGGCUAUCUCCAUGUACUCAACUUAUAUGAUUCAAUUGCCUUCAAUGCAUCCAUGGUUCAAAUGGAUUUCUUAUAUUUUACCAAUUAGAUAUUCUUUUGAAUCUAUGUUAAAUGCCGAAUUCCAUGGUAGACAUAUGGAAUGUGGUGGUACUUUGGUUCCAAGUGGUCCAGGUUAUGAAAACGUUGCUAAUGCUAAUCAAGUUUGUGCUUUCGUAGGUUCCACUCCAGGCCAAUCUUGGGUUUUAGGUGAUAACUAUUUGAGAUUACAGUACACUUAUGAAUAUAAGCACACUUGGAGAAAUUUUGGUAUCAUGUGGUGUUUCCUAAUUGGUUAUGUUGGUUUGAAAGCUCUUAUUACUGAAUUCAAAAGACCUGUUAUUUCUGGUGGUGACGCUUUAAUCUUCAAGAAGGGUUACAAGAGAUCUACUAUUUCUUCAGAUGAAGAAUCUGCUGAUAGUUACAACGUUGCUGACGUUAAAGAAAAAUAUUCUACUGGUGAAAGCUUCAGUGAUGAGCACGAUAAUAUUUUCGAAGGUUUGAAAAGUACUGGUAUAUUUUUAUGGAAUAAGGUCUGUUUUACUAUUCCAUAUGAUGGUGGCCAACGUAUGUUAUUAGAUCAUGUUUCUGGUUACUGUAUACCAGGUACUUUAACUGCUUUAAUGGGUGAAUCUGGUGCUGGUAAGACUACUUUAUUGAAUACUUUGGCUCAAAGAAAUGUCGGUAUCAUUACCGGUGAUAUGUUGGUUAACGGUCGUCCAAUUAAUGCAAGUUUUGAAAGACGUACUGGUUAUGUUCAACAACAAGAUGUUCACAUUGCUGAAUUAACCGUUAGAGAAUCAUUACAAUUUUCUGCUCGUAUGCGUCGUGCCCAAAGUAUUCCUGAUUCUGAAAAGAUGGCAUAUGUUGAAAAGAUCAUUCGUAUCUUAGAUAUGGAAGAAUAUGCUGAAGCUUUAGUUGGUGCAGUUGGCCGUGGUUUAAAUGUUGAACAAAGAAAGAAAUUAUCUAUCGGUGUUGAAUUGGUUGCUAAACCAGAUCUAUUGUUGUUUUUAGAUGAACCUACCUCUGGUUUGGAUUCUCAGUCUUCUUGGUCUAUUGUUCAAUUAUUAAGAAAGUUAGCCGAAGCUGGUCAAUCUAUUUUGUGUACCAUCCAUCAACCUUCUGCCACUCUAUUUGAACAAUUUGAUAGACUAUUACUUUUAAAGAAGGGUGGUCAAACCGUCUACUUCGGUGACAUUGGUCAAAAUUCAACUACUUUAUUGGAAUAUUUUGAAAGAAAUGGUGCUAGAAAGUGCGAUGCUAAGGAAAACCCUGCUGAAUAUAUCUUGGAAGCUAUCGGUGCCGGUGCAACUGCAUCAGUCAAUGAAGAUUGGCAUCAAAUCUGGAAGAACUCUCCAGAACAUACUGAAACUGAACAAAGAAUUGAAGAAAUGAUAAGAGAUUUAACUGCAAAAGGUGCUGAUUCAGCAGAUGAUGACAAUUCUAAAUACGCUACAUCCUACUUCUAUCAAUUCAGAUACGUCUGGAUUAGAACUGCCACAACUUUGUGGAGAGAUUUGCCUUACAUCAUGUCUAAAAUGAUGCUGAACAUUACUGCUGGUCUUUUCAUUGGUUUUACUUUCUAUGAUGUCGGUAAGACUUUUACUGGGUUACAGAAUGCUUUAUUUGCAACCUUCAUGGCUAUUGUUUUGUCUGCUCCUUCGAUGAAUCAAAUUCAAGCUCGUGCCAUUGCAUCAAGAGAAUUAUUUGAAGUUAGAGAAUCAAAAUCUAAUAUGUUCCAUUGGUCAUUGGUCAUGGUUACACAAUACUUAUCUGAAAUCCCAUACCAUUUAUUUUUCUCAACGUUAUUCUUUGUCUCAUUGUAUUUCCCAUUAAGAAUUUUCUUUGAAGCUUCAAGAUCUGCUGUGUUCUAUUUGAACUAUUGUAUCUUAUUCCAAUUAUUUUAUGUCGCUCUAGGUUUAAUGGUUCUGUACAUGUCUCCUGAUUUACCAUCCGCUAAUAUUUUAAUGGGUUUGACCUUGUCAUUCUUAAUUUCUUUCUGUGGUGUUACUCAACCGGAAUCAUUAAUGCCUGGUUUCUGGACUUUCAUGUGGAAGGCUUCUCCAUACACAUAUUUCGUUCAAAACUUGGUUGGUAUUAUGUUACACGAAAAACCAGUUAUUUGCUCAAAGAAAGAAUUGAAUUAUUUUGCUCCUCCAUCAGGUAUGACAUGUGGGGAAUAUAUGGAACCAUUCUUAAACCGCUCAACUGGUUAUAUUGUCGAUCCUUCUUCUACUACCGAAUGUGCAUACUGUAUCUACAAUGUCGGUGACGAUUAUUUGACACACAUCAGUUCCAGCUAUAGCUAUCUAUGGAGAAAUUUCGGUUUUUACUGGGCUUACAUUGGUUUCAAUAUUUGUGCUAUGAUCGGGGUUUAUUACAUUUUCCAUGUUAGAAAGAUUUCAAUGAUCAAACCAGGAAAUAUCUUAAAGAAGUUCAAGAAGAAUUAA